CUUCAAUGUUGAAAGAUGGCGCCAUCCUUAAAUCCCGUCUUGUUUGUAAUGGCAGGUUUUGUAACAUUUUGUACAGCGCAUGUCGUGGAGUUGGAUAGUAGCUUUCUUGAAAAGAAAGGUGAUGACAUGUGGCUUGUAGAGUUUUAUGCACCAUGGUGUGGCCACUGUAAGAAGCUUGAACCUGUAUACCGGGAAGUAGCUCAUGAACUGCGUAACUCUCCAGUUAAAGUGGGCAAAGUGGACUGUACACGCUUUACAGAUCUUGCAGCCCACUUCAGCAUCAGAGGUUUCCCAACAAUCAAAUUUGUGAAGGGAAAUCAAGUAUUUACACACAGGGGUGAUCGUUCCAAAGAGGGUAUUUUGGAGUUUGCAAGUCGAGCACAGGGUCCAGCUGUUCGAAAACUUAGCAGUGUUGGCAAGUUGAAUGAAGCUCGCAGUAAGCACAGUGAUGAGGUAUUUUUUCUUUAUAUUGGUGAUGAUGAUGAACAAGAUGAUCUCUAUCAAAAAUACCAAACUGUGGCAGACAAGAUGAUGGUGCAGGGAUAUUAUUAUGCUGGCAAAAAACACAUCCUUGAGGAUAUAAGCACAAAGAAUCAUCCAACAGUGUUGGCUUUCAAAGACAGAAUGCAGUAUGAAUUCUUGCCUCCUGAGGGUGUUGCCACAAUGGAAGCAUUAGAGCACUGGAUCAACACUGAACGUUAUCCAGCCUUUCCUCAAAUAUGGGGAGGUGCUAUCAACCUACUGGCAGAUACCAAGAAAUAUCUUGUCAUCAUUGUUGUGGACCCAGAAAUCAAGGACAAGAUGGAUGGCAACAACAGGUUAAAAAACAUUGCAGAAGCAAUAGCACUUGAUCAGCGUGACAAAUAUCACAGCGAGUUUCAGUUUUUAUGGAUGACCGAUGUAGAAACAGUCAACACCAUCACCAUGUCAUUUCUGACACCACCAGUUCUCCUGGUGCUAGAAGUCGACCCUCAGUACUAUUACCUUCCAGACCUCCCUGCCUCCAACAUCACCAUCAACACUUUCAUGCAGUUUUUAGAUGGCAUCCGCAAUGGAACUGUUCAGGCUCAUGGAGGCAAUGGAUUCUUCAUGCGGGUCAAACGCUUGCUGUAUGACAUCAUGACCACAAUCAUUAGCAUAUGGCAAGCUUCACGGUGGCUGUUCUUGUUGGUCUUUGGUCUCCCCACUCUCAUCAUCAGCAUCAUCUGCUAUAGCCUCUGCUGUAUGGAACCACUGGAUGAUUCAUAUCUUGAAGACGAGGAGGAUGAGCUACGACAGCUGCAGCAGGAAUCAGCAGGAGAUGCUAAAGCACCUGACUAUGAUGAAGAGCUAAAGAAUGAACAGGAUGGUCAGGAAUUUAAAGAAGCUGUGGAAGAUGAAGACAUCGAAUGUGCAGACAUAAAAGGAGGAGAAGAAAAAAAGAAUGACUGAAACAAAUGAUAACUCUGAGAAGACUAGUUUGGACAAUGCUAUAAAUAGAUUUAUCUGUACCUCAGCAUAUAGUCUCCUAGAUUUUCUCUUUUCACCUGUUCUCCUGUUUCAGUACUUAUAUCCUGUUUUUGUUUUAAAGACUGACAAAAAGAAAAUGUAAAAAAAAUUACAUUACACUAGUUAUAAAAUUAUUGACAGGUGAACUAAUGAUAGAAUUCAGCCUGUAACAUUUAUUUAUUAAUCUGUUUUAAUGUAAAUACAAAUACUUAAUUGAAGUCUUACCUUUGUCUGAGAGACAUUCUCAUACUCACUUCAUUUCUCUGUCAAACACCUACUAAACGGUGUUCUGUGGUCAUUUGUUUCUUAUAAAAAGACCACACUUGCUACCAGAUUCUGCAGGUUAAUCACUGCCACAAAUACAUAAUCUAUUUUCAUCAUUCUAUAUAGUGACCAUUGACAAGCUGUUAUUCUUCUUUUGUAAUUUGUUGUGGAAACCAGAGAUUAACAAUCUGUUCACACUGUACAUUUGAUCUCAUGAAGUAUCCUCUUAAUACGUUCAGUGAUGCCUAAUCUAUAUAAUAUAUAAACAGUUCCUUCCCUUAAAAGCCAAAGAGAGCAAAAUAAUGAUGCUACAAGAAACAUGUGGACCACCUAUCAACAUUGUUAGUACUUUAUUUUAAUAUUACAUGCAGUUUCUUGCGGAUGGUUCUGAGUGCCCUAACUUAAAUAAGCUUUUAUGGGGUGUCAUUGAGUUUGUCAUUUAAUUUGUUGACACCUCCUACCUUUUAACUCACAAACUUGUUCACUUAUAAUCUUAUACAAUGAUCUUGCUGUUGAGAAAUGGACUUCUUUCUGCUUCAUUGUGAGGAUGGGGCCAGCAUGGUUCAGCUUAGAUCAAAAUUUUUAUUAAUCUUCAUGCUUACAGAAAUUCUGCAAAUGAGCAUCAAUGUUAAAAAGAUUUUUGCUAACUUAUUAGAACAAUUUGAACUUGUCUGUCAGAUGAGAGUUUGCUUGUUAUUUGUGAUGCUGCUUAGAUUAUUCUGAUAGUUCUGUUUAAAACCUUCUGUUUAUUCUUCCUUAUCAAAAGCAUAAUGUCACAGGAAUGUUUAUUUACACAAAAGCAUUGUACAGCUGCUUCAAUCAAGUGCAGUGAAAAUAGUAGCUGUACGAUCCGUUAUCUAUACAAUCUUCAGAAAGCCUUUAUAUGAUGGAUACCAUCUGCAUCUAAGCAGUAAACUUGAAUGCAUUUCAUUCCAUAUUAAAAUGGUUGGAAUCAGCUCACAAUGCUGUGUUUGUUUCAUAAUAAAUUAUGUGUGUGUUCACAUUUGUUUCAAAAUCUAUUCUUGUGAUAUUACGUCACAAAAAUUGUAACCCAUUGUGACUGUGCACUACCUCUGACACUUCAUGCCAAGGCAGUGUUAACCAAGUCAUGUUGUAACUAUAUCCACAAUUUGAAUGUGUUAUGUUGUAUAUUUAAAAGUGUUCCAUUAUUGUUUUAGCACACCAGUUUUAAACAAGUGUUACUGUGACUUGUGUACACUUGAAAGUGUAUGAAAUGCAAUUAAAGAAGUUUAAUAAUGGUGGUAAAUGUUGUUAUACAUACAUUCAUAUCUUAGUCUGGUGUGCAUUUUAAGGUUAUAAAUCUGUAAUAUCUUUUUUCCCUUCAGCAGCAUAAUUCUUCUAAAACUGGAGGAUGCAAAAGCUGCCAGAGACACGAAACUGUGUGAAUGGGACAGUGGUAUGCCUCAAGCCAUUAAAGCGUUCUCAGGGGUACUGUCUGACAUGUGCUGUGUGGCUCGUGAGCUGUUUUUCUUGUUGUUUACCUGCAUAAAGCUUUCUAAGGUUCAAGAAGUACACAUAAUUUUAAUUUAAAGACUUUAGCUCAGUUUAUACUCUUUCAUUAGUAUUCAGCCAUGGUUUUUGUAGCAUUUUCAGUAGAUGAUAAUCUCUUGUGAAUUGAAGAUAUCUUGAGACAUUGUCAUUUGUCUAUGUUAAAGAGUUUACUAGAUUAUUUUUCCUCCAGCCUUUUCUUUACAAAGUGCAGAUAUUAGAGCUUUUAGACAGUAUUUUUUCACCUUUCAUUUAGAAUUGACAUCAUUGUUCAGGAUUGUUUUCAAAAACUAAAAUGCCUGAUACACAAAGAAAAUAUUAUGUUCAAGUAAUUUGCACAUUAUCAUAGGUCAAAAGGCGUAAAAGUCUAAAGAGUGCAGAGGCUGAGUUUUUGUGGGAAUCUGAACAGCUAUCUACAAAGAAGCAUGUUUUGAGUACAGUUUGUAGCAUCUUAGGACAUAAAACAAUCAUAUGCUGCAUUUUCAGUGUCUGCAUAUUUGUGUCUGUAAAACAGGAUAUGCGUUCAUGUUGACAGUAGUGCAGCCACACAGUGGUCUGCUCCUUUGACUCCUGUGGAUCACUCUGUUGCUAAUGCUGUCAUUAAUAAUCUUUGUGGUGUUUAUUUGGACAGUCUGGUACUAUGUUUAUGCUGGCUGUUAUUGUUGAGUGUGUCCUUGUGGAAAUCUUAAGAGGGCAAUGAAUGGCUCCAUUUCAGUGAUUUUUCUGUCUCCUGUAAGGAGAUGCCUUUUGUGAUCAUUUUGUACGAUCUUUUAUUUUUGAGUUGUUGUAUGUGUGUCUGAGUAUGAACAAGGUAAAACAUUUGACAUAAUCUCUAUUCAGUAUAAAGGUCUCUCAUUAAUUUUGUCAUUAACUGGACUAUUAAAAUUCGAAACAAAUUGUGUUUUUAAAACCUGUCAGAAAAUGUAUGCAAACACUUAUACAUGCAGAACUUUUCAUAUACACACAAACACACACAUACUUAAGCAUAUACACAUAUAAAGUAAAAAACAUGAACAGCUAUCAAUCUCUGUUAACCUUCCUUCUGAAGUCUCUGUUGAUGUGAUUAUGAUUAUCAUGGAUACACUGACUGGGUGAUGCUUAUGUCGAACUGGUGUACUUUGUGGCACUUGCUUUCCAAGAAUUUCUUAGAUAUCUAUAUUUCAUUUGUAAUUCUAAUGCUUUCUUACAUAAGGUUAAGUCCAGCUGCCGUAUUUCUGUGAACUAACAUCAUCUGAAUCUCUGUUUUAGGAAAGUAACAUACCAAAUCUGUUAAGAUGUAUAGCCCUCAUGCUUUUUUUUGUGAACUAUAACACUUAAGACUUCCUUAUAUUACUGAUUGAUUGAUGUACAUUUGUUUCUUUUCUCAAAGUAUUUUUGAACUAAAGGAAAUUUUUUAAUGAAGACAAAAGUAAAGUUCAAUGAAAGUAGUUUUGUCGUAAGUGCAGCCAAUUUUUGAGCAGCUGGAUAGAUUCUUCUAAAGGGACAUGAGAAAUGUCAUAUCAAGCAGUAAUUCGCAGUGUGAGUGCAUAAUGUUUGACAAGUCUGCUGCUCACUAAUUUAGGCUUGAGUGUAGUAAUCUGAUUGGAAUUAAACUGUUGUACAGUACUUCACAAGCAAUGUUAACAGUUCUUUCUUGCAAUUCCAAAAAAAUUGCAUGUUAAAUGUCUUGAUUAAAAUAGAUCUUUGCAUCAAUAAAAACAUAGCAGAAUGAGAAAACUGGCAAACAACAAAUUUUACCCUUAAAAUAUUUAAAGAGCUGCCAGGAAGUAACAAUGAUCAGGGACUUUGUUUAGGCUGACAGUUAUCCCCUAAAAUUUUCUUGAUCAUCUUAGUAACAUUUUUGUGAAUGUUCUGAUGACAGGUGACUUACACGUGCCCAAAGGUUAAGGGCUUAAAUGUAAAAAAAACUUAAUGCAAGCCACAUUUAAAAGAAAACAAAUUAUCAAGCGUUCCUAUGGAUCAAAAUUCUAUUUCUCAUAGCAACUGCCAGAUGUAAUUUGAAACUAUUUCAGUUUGUAAAAAAUAUUUUAAGAUUCUCAGUGAUUAAAGGUUACAAACCCCAUAAUUUGAAAAUAUUGUUCCUUAAGUGUUACCACUUAGACUUAAAUGCAUAUGUAAGUUGUUGUUGCAUGUGGUUGCAUACUGUUCGUGUCUUAUGGAAGAUUUUCAUGUGGGAAAUAAAGUUUUUUGGCACUCAGCUGUAAA
This is a messenger RNA of Pomacea canaliculata, 5466 nucleotides long. Its product is annotated as protein disulfide-isomerase TMX3-like. The coding region runs from base 16 to 1431 and encodes 471 amino acids. Gene Ontology annotation, cellular component: endoplasmic reticulum. Gene Ontology annotation, biological process: peptidyl-cysteine oxidation. NCBI's taxonomy places the organism in Eukaryota, Metazoa, Mollusca, Gastropoda, Architaenioglossa, Ampullariidae. The record is from RefSeq and is a predicted model, not a curated record. The transcript is spliced from 14 exons. Gene Ontology annotation, molecular function: protein disulfide isomerase activity.